Molecule: messenger RNA, 2728 nt
Organism: Otolemur garnettii (small-eared galago)
Lineage: Eukaryota; Metazoa; Chordata; Mammalia; Primates; Galagidae
Gene: AGPAT5
Product: 1-acylglycerol-3-phosphate O-acyltransferase 5
Exons: 7
Coding region: 215-1150 (311 amino acids)
Cellular component (GO): endomembrane system; mitochondrion
Molecular function (GO): acyltransferase activity
Source: RefSeq, a predicted model, not a curated record
CCUGUCCUCCCGCCGCGAGCCGCGCACAGCUCCGCACUCGCUCGCUCGUCUCGCGACGGCGGCGCGGCCCAUGCGGCCGGGGGCGGAGGUCGGGAGCCGGCAGCGGGCUUGGCGUCUCAGCUGCCGGGGCUCGGGCGGCGAGGGGCCGCCGGCUCGCCGCGCCUGAGGGCCCGGGGCGGGGAACGCAGGCGGCCUCGGCCGCGGAGCCGGGAAGAUGCUGCUGUCCCUGGUGCUCCACACGUACUCUAUGCGCUACCUGCUGCCGGGCAUGGUGCUCCUGGGCACGGCGCCCACCUACGUGCUGGCCUGGGGGGUCUGGCGGCUGCUGUCCGCCUUCCUGCCCGCGCGUUUCUACCAGGCGGUGGACGACCGGCUCUACUGCAUCUACCAGAACAUGGUGCUCUUCUUCUUCGAGAACUACACCGGGGUCCAGAUAUUCCUAUAUGGAGAUUUGCCAAAAAAUAAAGAAAAUGUAAUAUAUUUAGCAAAUCAUCAAAGCACAGUUGACUGGAUUAUUGCCGACAUGUUGGCCUCUAGGCAGGAUGCUCUUGGACAUGUGCGCUAUGUGCUGAAAGAUGGGUUAAAGUGGCUUCCUUUGUAUGGUUGUUAUUUUUCUCAGCAUGGAGGAAUCUAUGUAAAGCGAAGUGCCAAAUUUAAUGAAAGAGAAAUGAGAAACAAACUACAGAGCUACGUGGAUGCAGGAACUCCCAUGUAUCUUGUGAUUUUCCCAGAAGGUACGAGGUAUAAUCCAGAACAAACAAAAAUCCUUUCAACUAGUCAGGCAUUUGCAGCUGAACAAGAAUUUCUCUGCAAAGAAUGUCCAAAAGUUCAUAUUCACGUUGAUCGUAUAGACAAAAAGGAUGUCCCAGAACAGCAAGAAUGUAUGAGAAGAUGGCUUCAUGAGCGUUUUGAAAUAAAAGAUAAGAUGCUUAUAGAAUUCUAUGAUUCACCAGAUCCAGAAAGAAGAAACAAGUUUCCUGGGGAAAGUGUUAAUUCCAAAUUAAGUAUCAAGAAGACUUUACCAUCAGUAUUGAUCUUAAGUGGUUUGACUGCGGGCAUGCUUAUGACUGAGACUGGCAGGAAACUGUACGUGAACACGUGGAUGUACGGCACCUUGCUGGGCUGCCUGUGGGUCACUGUCAAGGCGUAGGCAGGGAGCUGUCUCCAAGGAGGGCUGUGCUGCACUGUCUGUCUUUGGCACCUACACAUUAUAUCAAAUUGUUUCCUGGAAGUGUAAAUAAAGCCUUGUUGAUUGAACAUUGGAUAAAAAUAGAAUUUGUGACUAUAGCCACUAUGCAGUUGGUCUUGGGCAUGGUUUUGUAACUUUAGCUCUGGAGCUCCCGGAAAGGAUAAAAAGCUAAACAGAAUUUCUGCUGUUCUUCACAUUUCCCAUGAACUAAUGACAACUUCAGAAGCCUAGUAGGAUUGUAUAAUUUGUUACUGUUUUGUAACUCAGAUGGCUGUAUUUUUUAACAUUAAUUUGCAACAUAUUUCACUAUAUUUGUUAUUUUUAAUUUGUUAUAACUUGGCAGCUCUAAACUUUUAUCACUGAGGUAUUUAGUAUCUUACAGCUAGGCAAUAUUUCACUUUUUGCUUAAUUUCUGCAAGUCAAUGAAAGAAGAUGUAUUUAAGUAUUGAAAUGUUUAAAGAAAAAGGCAAAAAAUGUUCAUGAGAGAAAGCUCUGUUUAGUGCAUGUUUUUAUUGUAUUAGCUGGUUUUACUCAUUUUAUAUUUCCAAAAUAACAUUUCUAAUAUUUAUUGAAAUUGCUUAAUUUGCUCACCCUGUACUCUACACAAGAAUAAUGUAUAAAAUAUGAGAAGUUCAAGUUAAAAUCUUGCCUGAUUCAUUGUAGCAGAACUUUAAAUUGCCUAGCCUUUUAAAUAUUUAAGCUACUCUAAGUACUUCCCAACAUCAGUGCCAUAAGUGCUUGAAAACAUUAAGGUUUUCUUUUUAUGUUACAUCAAAUCAGUGUGAAUCUUUGUUGGACCCCCUGAGUUCACAGGUAUUCGAGGUGAUGGGAGCCGACUAGAUUUACUAGCAUGUGCCUUUCACCCACUUUUCUUUGAUUUAGCAAAAUAUUUCUUUCAGAAGUCACUUGUAUGUCACCAAGGUGGAGUUCCACUGUGUUCUAGUCCUUCUCCUCUGGAUUCUCAUCAGUGGUGCUGCUCUGCGGCUUGCACACCGACUUGCAGGGAAGAAAAGCCAGCCAGGGUCAAAGUUGAACUGUCUAAACUCAGCCCUUGUGAGGGAGCUUCAGCAGCUGCUCUGGAGGCAUUUUGCGUUUAUCUGUGUCAAGAAAUUUCACCUCCUCAAGCCAGUGAAAUACAGACCUAACUCCUCAAGCCUGAGGGAAUUUGUUUCCUUCCCAUUAUUUUCUUCUUCUUCUUCUUUUUUUUUUUUUUUUGCUACACUGCAGUCUGAGGUUAUUCCUAUCCAUCAUUCCCAUUAUUUGCAAUGGAGCUACACAGUAAUAUGGACCACCUCAGAACAAGAGCCGAGUUCCAAGAACCAAAUCACACAAUUUUCAGUCAUGAGACAAUAUUUCCUAUGGAAGAAGACACUUUUUAAGUGUAAUCUGCUCUGUUUUUAUGCUAUAAUUUAAACUUGAUUGCCUGUUUAAGCUAACAUUUCUGCUUACUGCUAGUGAAUUUUUGUUGCAGAAUUAUAUGUAGGUCGCUACAGAAGUUUUGAGAUAGACUGUUAAGAUCCAUUAUUCACAUCCAAGAAA